AUGUUAUACAUAGAACAUAUUUCGUUGAUAACUGUUCCAUUAUCCAUCAUAUUAACAACAUUAAGCGUUGUUUUACCAUACUGGUGGUCAACUCAAACAUUUAUUAUUGGCUUUUGGAGAGCUCAUUAUCAUCACACAUGGAUUAUUAUCGAUCCACAAUUAGAUUCUCAAGCAGGUCGUUUAAUAUGUUCGUUACAACAAUUAUCAAUUUUUACUGUUAUUUUAACAGAUUUAUCCAUCGUAUUCUGGUUAAUUGAUUUGAUACGUCGUGAAUACAAACACUUAAUCAGUCUUUUAUGUACAAUAAUUAUAUGUUGGUUUUGUAUAGCCACGUUGUUAAUUUUAACAUUUUAUACAGCAAAACUGAGUGAUAGCACAAUUCAACUUCAAUUAUCCUGCUCGUUUUAUUUAGCGUGCUCCACACUUUUAUUUCAUUCUCUAACAAUCGUUAGUUUAACCAUUAAAUUUUGUACAUAUCGAUCAUCGAAACGAUUCAUUCAACCAACAGAUAUACUUCAAUCAACGGCAUUAUCAGAUAAAGCUAAAUUAGCAUUUAUUAAUGUUUAG
This is a messenger RNA of Didymodactylos carnosus, 567 nucleotides long. The record is from the annotation of a GenBank genome assembly. NCBI's taxonomy places the organism in Eukaryota, Metazoa, Rotifera, Eurotatoria, Philodinida, Philodinidae.